AUGACUCCCACGACGUCCCUCUCGAUGCACAAAUUGUUAUCGGCAUCAAUCUGCGUACUAAUAACCCUCAGCAUACUCAUUUACUCGAUAAACGACGAUAAACAACAUUGCAACGAGCUGCUCACUGAUACUCAUUUAGAGCGUGGAUUGUACACUGAAAACUGCCUUCCAGCCACUCACUCUCGUCUAUCCGCUGAGCAGUGUUUGAGUGGUGAGCAAGUCGCUUUCAUCGGUGACAGCACCACACGCCAAUUAUACGACAAUUUAGCUCUUUUUCUCUCACUUAGAAACCCUUCUGUGGCGAAACACGCGGACAAAUCUAGCGGCGACAGUGCACGCGCACUUUCUAUCCACUUUAAAUGGGAUCCAUACCUCAAUUCCACCGACUUGGACACACUCCCUCGGAAUACCUUUACCGUACUCGGCACAGGUCUCUGGUACCUCCGCUACGUCGAUAUCCAGUCCUGGUCAGCCACCGUGGACUCCGUCUACACCCGCACCCUCCCCUACAACUCCCUCCUCCUCCCUGUCCUCCACCCGGAAAUCAACAAGCUGUCUUCCGAACGCAGCCUAACAAUAACUGACGACGAUGUCGACGCAAUGAAUGCCGAUCUCAGUGUACGCCGCACGAUCCCCAUACCUUUCGCGCUGAAUGACAUAGUCAGCGCAUCCCCCAACGAGACCACCGAUGGUCUCCAUUACUCCCCCAAAGCGUUGCACCACGCUACACAGCUCCUACUCAACUACUGGUGCAACGAUCUCACACCAUCCAACAACGUCUCUUGCUGCAGACCGUACCCUUCACCGCGACCGAUGCAAUUUUUGUGUCUCACUUUCCUCGUCCUUGUUGCCGCCGCCAAAGUGGUACAAGCGGCAUUCAAACCCGAUCACCCGCGUCAAUACCUCCUCACACAAUCGUCCAUCUUUGCUGCUGUACUCCUCCUCGCUUAUCUCACAGACAGAUCGCAUAUUUUCACGAAAUCCCCUAAGCAGUUCUCCCUAUUAGCUGUACUCCCCCUGCUUCUCAUGGUCGGUGGAGUGGGCUACAAGACCGCCACGCGAAAUCAAGACAACACGGGUGUGCUAAAUCGUGCCCAGACGGAUGAAUUAAAAGGGGCGAUGCAGCUUGUUAUACUCAUCUACCACUACUUCAACGGGUCUAAACACCCACAGUUCUACAUCCCCGUGCGCAUCCUCGUUGCUUCAUAUCUCCUCCUCCAAGGCUACGGGAAUAGUAUGUAUUUCCUCAAAAACAACCAACCCACAAUCCCGCGUUACAUUGCAGUAAUGACACGGUAUAAUAUCCUCACUGCGGUUUUGUGUCAUGUCCUCGACGUACAGUACAUCACUUACUACUUUAUCCCCAUCGUCACCAUUUGGUAUACAGUUCUCUGGAUUACCUUCUACUCUUACUCGCAUUUCAACUCUAACCCAAAACUUGUCUCCAUCAAACUGCUGAUAUCUCUCGCGCUUUCGUUGGCUGCUUUGAACAUACCCUACUUGAAUAGCGCUAUACCCUACGAAUACAAAUUCAGACUUAAUUUGGAUAUCUUGGCGCCAUUCACAGGUGCAUUAGUGGCUGUCCUAAUUCACCAUUCCGAAAACACGCAGACGCAUCGGUGGAUCAACACUACCACCAUUUCGAUAUCCGCUGUAGUAGUGGUGAUGAUGAUUGUGCUAGAUACGCUUGUUACUCCCAUCAAGUACACCUACAACCAAUAUCACACCUUCAUCUCCCCCAUUGUCGUAAUGGGUUGUUUGGUGUUGAGGAAUUGCUCUAACGCUGCUCGCUCUCAUCACUCCACCCUCCUCGCUCAGCUUGGUAGAUGCAGUUUGGAGCUGUUUGUAUUGCAAUUUCACCUCCUUUUGGCUGGUGAUUCAAAAGGUACACUCGUACUACUCCCUUACUCAAACAAACUGCUCAAUUUCGCUGCUGGUUUGGCCUUGUUUAUCCCACUCUCAAUCAAGAUUAACGAGGUAUCUACAUAUUUUGUCGGAAUCGUUGUCGCUUUUGUCACCCCAAAUUCCUCUCAUUCCUCUCAUUCCUCCCUACCACUCAACAAAUCACCCAUACCAGACACCACCCUAACCACACUCUCGAAACGUCGUCAAAUCAUCCUCAUCAUAGGAACUGCAUUCGUAUUGUCAUUCACUAAAUUAUUCUAUUAG
Messenger RNA from Wallemia ichthyophaga EXF-994, 2169 nucleotides. RefSeq names its product putative O-acetyltransferase CAS1. The coding region runs from base 1 to 2169 and encodes 722 amino acids. The transcript has 2 exons. The record is from RefSeq and is a predicted model, not a curated record. NCBI's taxonomy places the organism in Eukaryota, Fungi, Basidiomycota, Wallemiomycetes, Wallemiales, Wallemiaceae.